Penicillium olsonii is the source of this 1932-nucleotide messenger RNA. The record is from the annotation of a GenBank genome assembly. NCBI's taxonomy places the organism in Eukaryota, Fungi, Ascomycota, Eurotiomycetes, Eurotiales, Aspergillaceae.
AUGUCGAAUCCUGCCGAGUCAGAUCUCAGCCGGACGGCGAGAUGGUUGGUUCCUUUUGGUCUGAUUCUCUUUCCUUUCUUCUGGGUCAAUCGUGUCAAUACGAUUGUCCCGGAGCCUUACCUGGAUGAAGUCUUCCACGUCCCCCAAGCCCAGGCAUACUGGGCACAUAAAUGGACUCAAUGGGAUCCCAAGCUCACUACUCCGCCGGGAUUGUAUCUGGUCUCCUAUCUGAUCUUCACUCUUCGAACUCCGGAGGCGCUGACUACGGAUGUUCUUCGUAUGACCAACAUUGGCGCCAUCUCGGUCUUGCUGCCAUGGAGAUUGCAGACAUUGCUGGACACGAUCCAGAAAACGACAAACACUCGGCGAUUGGGUGCGAAUUUGUCUCAUACAGUCUUGAACAUCUGUCUGUUCCCGCCCCUGUUCUUCUUUUCCGGUCUGUAUUACACGGACGUGCUUGCUUUGCUCUUUGUGGUUGAAGCAUACAACUGGGACCUGAAAAGGGACUCGCAGACAGCUCCCAAUGCGAAGCGGAACAGGCUUCUGGAGAAUUUGGGAUUCCUGGGUUUUGCUCUAUCGGCAUUGGUCUGUCGCCAGACCAACAUCUUCUGGGUUGCUGUGUUCCUGGGUGGACUCCAGGCUGUCCGAUUAAUUAAAAGAUCUUCCAAGUCUUGCAUGUCAUCUAAAUGGCUGAACAUCGUCAAGCAAGGUGGACAGAAUGAGGUUUACGACCCACCCGUGUCAGGGGCUUCAUUGGAAGACUACGUUAAGACUGCUGUUUCCCUUGCCACUGUUGCUCUGAGGAGGCCAUUUGCACUCCUCGCCUCCGUUGUUCCGCACCUGGUUGUUCUCGGGGCCUUCGGAGCAUUUGUGCUCUGGAACAACGGCGUUGUACUCGGCCACAAAGAGUUCCACACUGCUGGCAUUCACCUGGCACAAAUGCUCUAUAUCUGGCCCUACUUUGCCUUCUUCUCAUGGCCACUUUUCGUGAUUCCAUUGAUUAACAUCCUUGCUCUCAAGCCACUUCCCACUUGGAUCAACCUCGGCUUCCCCCCUAAGCAAACCAAGUACCCCAGAGUCAAGGCUGCUCUCAUUGUCCUCCCACUCAUGCUCGCUGUGGUUCACUUCAACACCAUAGUGCACCCUUUCACUCUUGCUGAUAACCGACACUAUGUUUUCUAUGCGUUCCGUCUCCUUUUGGGCAUCCACCCUGCCGUCAAGUACGCGGCAGUGGUGGUCUACUUCCUGUGUGGAUGGGCGGUCAUCUCGGCCUUUGGGUUCACCACCAUCCAACGCCCACCUCGCACUGUGCGCAUUCAACAGCCCCCAGCCCCUCCUGCUGCACCUGCCCCGGCCCCUGUCCCGGCUCCGGCUCCAGCCGCGGUCAAAUCAAAGCCCAAGCCCAAGCCCAAGCCAGCACAGGCACACGAGCAGCCACCAAAGGGGACCAAGAGGCCCAACAAGCCCAACCGGAAAAGCAGCCCUCAGCCCGCGCCCGAGAAGGCCGCUGAACCCGCCCCUGAAAAGAGCACCGACCCAACGGACCCAGAGGUUCUGGCCAAGGUGCAGCAGCACCUUCUUAUGCGCCAGAAAGAGACAAUCGAGACACCUCGUGUCAGUUUCGUCCUGAUCUGGCUGGCUGCCACUUCUCUUUCCCUGAUCACCGCGCCUCUCGUUGAGCCACGCUACUUUAUCAUUCCGUGGGUCAUGUGGCGUCUUCAUCUUCCUCCUUUGCCAUCUCUGUAUAAGCACCGGGAGACACGCCCACGUGAGGAAGCAGCAAAGCGAAACUCCGACUUUAUUAUCAACUCUCCCAAGUUUGUGGAGAUGGCAUGGUUCUUGAUCAUUAACUUGGUCACGGGCUAUGUCUUCCUGUACAAGGGUUUCGAGUGGCCACAGGAGCCUGGUAAAAUCCAGCGCUUUAUGUGGUGA